Molecule: messenger RNA, 3462 nt
Organism: Coniophora puteana RWD-64-598 SS2
Lineage: Eukaryota; Fungi; Basidiomycota; Agaricomycetes; Boletales; Coniophoraceae
Product: S-adenosyl-L-methionine-dependent methyltransferase
Exons: 22
Coding region: 1-3462 (1153 amino acids)
Cellular component (GO): nucleus
Molecular function (GO): chromatin binding; DNA (cytosine-5-)-methyltransferase activity
Source: RefSeq, a predicted model, not a curated record
AUGUCAGAAAGUGAAGUAUCGGACUCAGAACCAGAAUCCGAGACCUCCGAGGCGACAUCUGAAUGCAUGCAUACAACGCGAACUCCGGGACUCACCCAUCAUAAGGUCUUGAAAGAUGACAGCAGUGCCGACAGCGAGAGGGUAACCUCCUCCACAGGAUUCUUUAAGACACCGCUUGAUGGUGACUCGAAGGAUCCUCGCCAUCUUCCUCGCGUCGUCACCAAGUGUACUCUCGAGAACGCCGGGUUUCGACCUCGGGGCGAGACCGAACCCGAACCAAGCACCGAUUUAGAUGACAUCCCCAUCCGUUUACUUGAAGACUUCACGCUGUUCAAAGAACAGUCACACCAAAUGGUCCCGUUUGAAGAGAUGUUACACGACUUCAGAGUCUGCGCUUCACCUCGGUCAAGCUACUCUGCGGUCGGGAAAGUCAUGGCAUACGCAGAGGACGACUCGGAAUCAGAUAAUAUUGUUAGCGACUUUCAGUGGCAUUCACUGGAACUUUCAACUAUCAAGGAAGUAUCUAUUCACGACAGCCUGAACGAUGGAAAACUCGAUCCAAGGAUCUGGAUUCGCACAGGUCACGCUUGGUAUAUCAUCAACAACCCUUCGUCUGAGUACCAAUCAUUUUUCGUGCCAUUUAAGAUCAAGCAUAGCGUCUUUCACGUCCUAAUGACUACCUCAAAAAAUCCCGAGCUCAAGUACGAGGAGUUUAUUGCCCAGCUGAGAUCUAGCGAAGUUUCUGAACAGCUUACUGCUAUGCUCGGGCGAGAGCUCUCAAGCACGGAUGUUGAGAAGGAUGACACAGUGGCAUACCUGCUGUCAAUACUCGACGGCAUGGAUCGUUCAGAACUGCCGGUGUGUUUUGGGCAGGUCCCCGCUGUGCAACACGUCCUAGGAUCUUCCUGGUGCUCCGAGUUAGAUCUAGUCAACAACUCAAAGACCGAUCGCCAGCGAAAAUUGGGAAAGGGCCAUGUCGAGCUUGGCGUUUUCCAGAAACGCAAUACAACGACUGUAACACCUCUGGUCGGAAGCCUGGCCACAAGAAUGUUCGAGCAGGGAUUCUCAGUUCUGGGUGAGCUCGAUCGUGAGGAUUGGACACGCAAAGACAUGUAUCAGUCUCAUGCCGUUCAUCACACAAAUAUGAAUUCGGUUGAAUGGUUAGAUUCUGGGACAGAGUUCCUUGAUACUACUUACUACCAGGGCGUCGAGUUGGAUGGAAUAGAGUACAAGGCAGUCCGUGGUCCCAGUCCUCAAACUCACUUGGAAAUACGCAAUGGUGACAAGUCUUCUGUACUGUUUACAAGAAUAUGGUACUUCUAUGAGAACUCUACUGAAAAAGGGUUUCAUGGACAAUGGUUUGUCCACGGCUCGAAAACUAUCCUUCAAGAAAUCGCGCAUCCAAACUCUUUAUAUCCAACUGCAACUUGCAACGAUCUUUCCCUGGAUUCCAUCACUCAGAAAUGUCACGUCAACAACUUCCAGUUUGGAGAUUCGGAACCAGAAGUGGGCGAUGAGGAGAAUGACUUUCAUGUCAGCAUUUAUUGGGAUGAGGUUAAUUCAAGCUUCUUGGAUCUCGACAUCCCGGAUAGCUUUCACCCUUGCCGGAUAUAUGUACAUUAUGAUGACAUUAAAUCCCGCGCCUCUCGACAUGGCCGCCGUCAGUGCCACGAGGGUCGGGCCUAUGUUAUCUACAAUGACAACCCGGACGCCAAGGACGUAACAGACUGGAUUCGUGAUGAAGAUCAUUUCUAUGUCCAUCAAUUCUCCGACUCCUCUCUGGUAUCUGAAGACAGCUUGGAGACACUAUCCAAAUCCAUAUUUACCAAAACCGUCUGUGGAGAGUGUUACGACAGGCAUCUUGAUGAACUACGGUGCAAAGCUGACUAUCUCAAGCGAUCUGGCUGUCUUCAAGGGCUGGAACUGUUCUGUGGUGCAGGAGGUUUGGGAACGGGUCUCGAGAUGUCUGGUUUUGUAGACACAAAGUGGGCCGCCGAUAUCUCCCCAAGCUCUACAAAGACAUUCGGGUCAAAUCAUCCUAACGCCAUCGUAUACAAUCAAUGUACUAGCCUACUUCUACAGCAUGCGAUGGCUGUCGCAGACUGCGAUAGCCCCAAACCCCUCAAAAGUCUUGGCACCAACGAGAACCUGCCGUCGAUGCCGCAGCCCGGGGAUGUAGACUUCAUUUACGGAGGACCCCCCUGUCAGCCAUUCAGUAGAAUGAACAGCCACAAGAAAUCAGAUGACAUCCGGCCGCGGUUCUUUCUGCUGGAGAACGUCCUAGGAAUGCUAGGCCACAAGCUUGAAGAUCAGAUUAGGCGUGAACAAGACAAUCAGCUCGAAGGAUGCCACCCUAAAAAGCGCUCCAGUGAUGCCCAGGAAGAGCUUCGACCACAUGCCAAUCUCGGAGUUCGUGUGGCAUCCUGGCUUGUCUGUCCAACCGUGAGGCAUGCCCUCUCUGGUUUCUACGGAUCCAGGCCCAUAUACUGUCAAACUAUGAUAAACACCGAGCUAAUCCCUGGGCAGAUCAAAUUCGGCGUCGUCAAGUUCAUCACUCGGUGCUUACUUACACUCGGAUACCAAGUCCAUUUCAAGGUCUUGAACGCCGGCCAGUAUGGAGCACCUCAAAGUCGCCAGCGCAUUAUCUUUUGGGGUGCAAAGCAUGGCGAACUGAUGCCAGCCUUCCCUUUGCCUACACAUUCUUUGCAGAACCCUCUUCAAAAGAGCCGAUUGCCCACGGGGUCAUGGAGCUUGCCAGUAACCUGGGAUCGUAAAGGCUUAUGGCUACUCCAAGACUGUGUGUAUGAAAAAGCUGCGGGACUACACUCGUGUGCUCCCUUCGACAUGGUGACCAUCGAGGACGCCAUAGGGGAUUUGCCGCCCUUUGAUUGGGAGCAUCCUAACCCCACCGAGAACGACCGCGAGGAAUCCAAAGCUCGGCAAGAUAUUGGAAUCUUAGCCUUUCCCGCAGUAAGGACAGAAACAUGUCAGCGCGUUUGUGGUUUUGAGACACCAGCACACUAUGUCUAUCCUCCCAUGACGAGCUACCAGCAGGCGAUGAGGAGAAAGGAUGCCCCACAAGUCACUUAUCACUAUACCACCUUGCACAAGCCAACAACUGUUGAGAAGUGGGGUUGCAAUUUGUUUCAAUUUUCGAAGUUAUCUAAGAUCCAACAGAGUACUCCAGAAUUUGUCUACUUCGGAAGAUGCUCGUCCAUUCACCCAACACAAAAACGCGGUCUUUCUAUACGCGAGGUAGCUCGAGCUCAAGGAUUCCCCGACCACUAUAAACUCGAAUCAUUCGACCAAGGUCCUCAUAAGCUGGCGGUCAAUCAACUUCGUCAACUUGGAAAUGCAGUUCCAAUACCUCUGUCCCAUGCUCUAGGCAGAUCCCUUGGUGAAACACUGGUUAAGAUGUGGCAAGAGAGUCAUAAGUAUCGCCCACCAAGUCCAGAACUGUGA